Messenger RNA from Phragmites australis (common reed), 1168 nucleotides. Its product is annotated as MADS-box transcription factor 26-like. Lineage: Eukaryota; Viridiplantae; Streptophyta; Magnoliopsida; Poales; Poaceae. The transcript is spliced from 6 exons. Gene Ontology annotation, molecular function: RNA polymerase II cis-regulatory region sequence-specific DNA binding; protein dimerization activity; DNA-binding transcription factor activity, RNA polymerase II-specific. Gene Ontology annotation, biological process: positive regulation of transcription by RNA polymerase II. Gene Ontology annotation, cellular component: nucleus. Bases 172 to 918 code for a protein of 248 amino acids. The record is from RefSeq and is a predicted model, not a curated record.
GCACACUAUAUAAGAGGCAUCUCUAGGCUGGCUUUUGGUGAGCAAGACAGAGCCAAGAAAGAGGUGAAAGGAAGAAGGAGCAGCAGCAACCUCGAAGCUAGUCCAAACUAGUGGGAGGUUGUGUGCUGGAGGAAGAAGGCGACCAAGCUACCUGAAGGAACGUCCAUCCACAUGGCCAGAGGCAAGGUGCAGCUCCGGCGCAUCCAGAACCCGGUGCACCGCCAGGUGACCUUCUGCAAGCGCCGGGCGGGGCUGCUGAAGAAGGCGAGAGAGCUCUCCGUCCUCUGCGACGCACACAUCGGCAUCAUCAUCUUCUCCGCACACGGCAAGCUCUACGACCUCGCAACCACCGGAACUAUGGAAGAACUGAUCGAGAGGUACAAGACUGCAAGUAGUGACGGCCUGCAGGCUGAUGGCUACGGCGACCAGAGAAUGGACCCAAAACAGGAAACAAGGGUGCUGCAGCAAGAAAUCAAUCUGCUCCAGAAGGGCCUGAGGUACAUAUACGGGAACAGGGCAAAUGAGCACAUGACUGUUGAAGAACUGAAUGCCCUAGAGAGGUACUUAGAGAUAUGGAUGUACAACAUCCGCUCAGCAAAGAUGCAGAUGAUGAUUCAAGAGAUCCAAGCACUGAAAAGCAAGGCAUGUCAACAAAGAAAAGUUUUACUUAACUCUAUAAGCACCCAACGCAACAUUCCCAACGUACUAAAAGUAUCUCUGUAUAUGCAGGAAGGCAUGUUGAAAGCUUCAAACGAAAUUCUCCAGGAAAAGAUAGUAGAACAGAGUGGUUUGCUCGACGUAGGCAUGAUGGUAGCAGAUCAGCAGAAUGGGCAUUUUAGUACAGUCCCACUGAUAGAAGAGAUCACUAACCCACUGACUAUACUGAGUGGCUAUUCAGAGAUGGGCUAUUCCUUCUAACGGUAAUAACACCCUGGGGGGUUCUUCUGUUGAUUAUUAGCGUGUAAUACACCUAAUAAAGCUUGUGUUAUGGUUUGCUCUGCUACUUUGUCGUAUCUUAUAUAGACCAUAGUCCCUCAGGGGUCAGGAGUGCCUUGGUGUUGUAUUGUCUUGAGUUCUUGUGCUAUACUUUCCCUAAAGAACUCUUGAUGGGUUCAAUUGUUGUGUUAUCUGACUUAAUUAAGAUAUCUAUGUUUGUGUUUUGUUUUAA